AUGUUCUCUAACCUGACGAGCUUCGUGCAAAAGGCUCAGCAGUUCAUCGACCCGACACAGGGCCUGAAUCUUUCCAAUUCCGACCGUAAUCCUUCCAAGGCAACUCUUUUCCAGGGCCAGUUUCGACUUCCCUCAUCCCAGCAUCCAGUGUACGAGAUCAAUGCCGAGCUUACAAUCCCUCCGUCCAACAUAACCCACGGAGACCGGGACCAUGAGAGAGGAUGGCAUUACGCAGGCAAGCUUCACCUGUCUGAGGCAUACAUGUGCUUCUCAACAACGCCAUCGAGCUUUGCUCAGUCCGCCAGCACAUCAACCUCGCAGGCCUUCACCGGUCAAACCCAUGGCGGUGGACCCAGUGGUAACGGCUUCACAUUCCCGCUCUGUGCUAUCCGCAGGGUGGAGAGGUUGAACAGCCAGAACUUUCAGUUUGCUCUCGCUUUUACGACAUGGAACGGACUCUUGUUCGACGACUCGAAAGAUAAGGACGGCAAGAAAGACAAGAAAGAUGGCAGAGAGCAACGGAUAAUCAUACAUCUUGCUGGGACUCGACAGGCAUGUGAGAGAUUCUGCGAUGGCCUCAAGAGGGGUCUUAAGGCGGGGGUUGGCAGCGUCGGAAAGCUACGUGGUGUUGUUGCCGAAAACUAUUCCGAAUACCUCCUGCGAACGGACGAAAAGAAGAACGCAACCGCUCCUGACGCUGGCCUUGGAAUGAUGUUCCGAUAUCCUGGCGAUGCCAAAAAGCUCAGAGACCGCUCAAAGAUGCGACUGUGGGCAGAAUAUCUUCGAGACAACGGCCGUAAUGUUACCUUGAUUCGGCAACCCACGUUCCAUAAGCUAAUCCGCGUUGGUCUUCCCAAUCGCUUGAGAGGUGAAAUAUGGGAACUCACCUCUGGCUCGAUUUUUCUGCGAUUGGAGAACCCAGCACAGUACAAACAGACACUGGAUAAAUUCGAAGGCCAAGAGUCUCUUGCCAUCGACGAGAUUGAAAAGGACUUGAAUCGAAGCUUGCCAGAGUACCCCGGUUAUCAAAGCGAGGAGGGUAUUGGGAGACUUCGUCGAGUUUUAACCGCCUACAGUUGGACCAACGCAGAAGUUGGCUAUUGUCAGGCUAUGAACAUCGUCGUUGCAGCACUGCUGAUAUACAUGUCAGAAGCACAGGCUUUCUAUCUCCUCUCCACUCUGUGCGAGCGACUAGUUCCGGGAUACUAUUCUACCACCAUGUACGGCACACUUCUCGAUCAAAAAGUCUUUGAGUCGCUCGUGGAGAAAACCAUGCCGAUCCUGUGGGAGCAUCUUGUCAAGAGCGAUGUACAACUAUCUGUUGUCUCCCUGCCAUGGUUUCUAUCACUGUAUAUCAACUCUAUGCCCCUUGUAUUUGCCUUCCGAGUCCUGGACGUGUUCUUCGUUGAAGGACCCAAGGUCUUAUUCCAGGUUGGACUCGCCAUUUUGCGUAUCAAUGGCGAAGAGCUUCUCGACGCGACGGAUGAUGGAACCUUUAUCAGCGUCCUGAAAUUGUAUUUCUCCCGUCUCGACGAAUCAGCCCACCCCAAGUCGGAGAAUCCCAAGCUCCGCGCCGUGACUCGUUUUCAAGAGCUCAUGGUGGUUGCGUUCAAAGAGUUUUCUGGCAUCACACACAGCAGCAUUACGGAACUCAGGUUGAAGAAUAAGGACGCCGUUCUCAGUAACAUUGAGAACUUCGCCAAACGAACUGCCAUCCGUAACCUGGGUCCUGAUAGCAAACUUCUUGCUGCCGAUGAAUUAGCUUCGUUGUAUGAUCGAUUUUACAACGUCCUAUACGAUCGGCAGCAACGAGACAUGAUUAUUCAGGAGGAGCGGAAGCGGAGGGCAAAGAUCAUCAGAUCUCGCGCGUCUGAUCUCUUCCCCAACGCAAGUACAGAAAAUGAAGUUGAGAAAGGCCGCGUUGCUCUCGGGCCAAGCACCAGUUUGAUGGACUAUGAUGCCUUCCGCGAAUUUCUAGCUUCUCUAGCUAAAUGGGCAAUUUCAGACUCCCCUGGACAAUCACGAUUCGACUCGAGUUUCGACUCUGAUAGAACUCCAAAGUACCAGAGUGCCCGAAGAGCUGCAGAUGCAUUCUCGCCGUGGGGAACAGGCCCGGAGCCAGCUGAACAUGAUUUCCUACGACGCACGUUCAAAAACUGGGAUGUUGACGGUAAUGGAGCCUUAACCCUUCAGAACGUGGUCACCGGGCUUGCCAAAAUCAAAGGGAAGCGGGACAUUAUGGGGACUAUCAAUUACUUCUUCGAGCUAUACGAUGACGAUGGCGACGGUAGAGUAGACCGCGAAGGAAUUUUACGUAUAUCUGAAGCCUUGCUCUUCCUUUCUCGCCGCGGGCUUGAAGGAUCACUCAGUCCAGGUGCCUCCAAUCUUAACCUGAGCGGGGAAUCAACGACUGCGCGGGAAUCUGGAGGGAGCUUGCCACCCGGGGCUUCAACGAAUGAGCGAUUCUUGGGUAGUGUUAGCGGGUUCAUUCGGCGUUGCUUUGAAUAUGCGGACCCUGAUCGUCCUGGCAAUGAGGAAACGGAGAAGGUCCCAUCAAAAGAACAACAGGAGGGCGGUAGUGGUGAAGCCUUCGCCAUCGGCGACGAUGACGAUGACGAAGACGAAGACGAAGACGAAGACGAAGACGAAGACGACCUUCUCGGCCCAGAUUCGCCUACAGUGUCACCCAGCAAGGCCAAGCUGCCAUCGUCGCUGUCUCCCGCGGACGAUCAGGUAGCCGGUAGGAAUGCGUCGCAACGGCGGGCAUCCAAGUCCGAAGCCGCCAAUGCAGCUCUGGACCCAGCCCACCCACUUCAUAUCACACUCCCCACAUUCAGAAUGGUUGUUCUUGCAGACGAGCUUCUCGAGCAGUUUUUCGAGUCUUCGUUUCCUUCGUCUUUCCACGUGAUUGAGGGCAUUCAGGCGGCCUCAGCAUCUGCUUCAAGUUCCGGGCUCACCACAUUCCAGAGCCUCGGCUUCGGCGCGAGGGCACCAGCACCCAUACAACCUGGGCCCCCUGAAGCCGGCCGUGGCUUGCGCGGUAUGCUCGACGGCAUUGUCACGGAUGGCAUGCGCGUUGCAACCGAAGUUCGACGUCGUAUGGAAGAGGCGCAGAAAGAACUUGAGAAGAAUGCUCUACCUGGCCAACGACCCGAUGAUGAAGAGGACGAUGACGAGGAUAUCGGGGUUGCUGUUGGCGUCCGAGGAAAUGCAGCAGGGACCAGUGCUGAUGUAGACCGAAGGUCAGUCAAAAGCAGCGAUCUCGAUCUACUCAGUGGGGCAGACGCAGAAGCUGGAUCCUACAAAGAAUCAGGGCAGAGUCUCAUCGAUGUGGAUUCUAAACCGCUACCUGCAAGACCAAUGGAAAUAAACGAGCCUGGCGUCGUGGAGUUUGAAGGUUGA
Clonostachys byssicola is the source of this 3402-nucleotide messenger RNA. The record is from the annotation of a GenBank genome assembly. Lineage: Eukaryota; Fungi; Ascomycota; Sordariomycetes; Hypocreales; Bionectriaceae.